AUGGGGGACUCCAGGGACCUUUGCCCUCACCUUGACUCCAUAGGGGAGGUGACCAAAGAGGACUUGCUGUUCAAAUCUAAGGGAGCCUGUCAGUCGUGUGGUGUUACUGGACCGAACCUGUGGGCCUGUCUCCAGGUCUCCUGCUCCUAUGUUGGCUGCGGAGAAUCCUUCGCUGACCAUAGCACCAUUCACGCUCAGGCAAAAAAGCACAACCUGACAGUGAACCUGACCACGUUCCGGGUGUGGUGUUACGCCUGUGAGAAGGAAGUGUUCCUGAAGCAGAGGCUGGCAGCACCCCUGGCGGGCCCCUCGCCCAAAUUCUCGGAGCAGGACCCUCCGCUGCCUUCGCACCCUCUGAAAGCUGUCCCUAUUGCCGUGGCCGACGAAGGAGAGUCCGAGUCAGAGGAUGAUGACCUGAAACCUCGAGGCCUCACGGGUAUGAAGAACCUCGGCAACUCCUGCUACAUGAACGCCGCCUUGCAGGCCCUGUCCAACUGCCCUCCGCUCACCCAGUUCUUCUUGGAGUGUGGAGGCCUGGUGCGCACAGACAAGAAGCCAGCCCUGUGCAAAAGUUACCAGAAGCUGGUCUCUGAGGUCUGGCACAGGAAACGCCCAAGCUACGUGGUUCCCACCAGCCUGUCUCACGGGAUCAAGUUGGUCAACCCGAUGUUCCGAGGCUAUGCCCAGCAGGACACCCAGGAGUUCCUGCGCUGCCUGAUGGACCAGCUGCACGAGGAGCUCAAGGAGCCCGUGGUGGCGGCUGCAGCGGCACUGGCCGAGGCCCGGGACUCAGACUCGAGCGACACGGACGAGAAGCGCGAGGGCGACCGGAGCCCGUCCGAGGACGAGUUCCUGUCCUGUGACUCGAGCAGCGACCGGGGUGAGGGCGAUGGGCAGGGCCGUGGCGGGGGCGGCUCGCAGGCCGAGGCGGAGCUGCUGACCCCCGACGAGGCGGGCCGCGCCAUCUCCGAGAAGGAGCGCAUGAAGGACCGCAAGUUCUCCUGGGGCCAGCAGCGCACCAGCUCGGAGCAAGUGGACGAGGACGCCGACGUGGACACGGCCAUGGCCGCCCUCGACGACCAGCCCGCAGAGGCCCGGCCGCCGUCGCCGCGGUCCCCCAGCCCCUGCCGGACCCCAGGUGCCAGACAGCCGCUCGGGGCCCCCGGCCCGCUCUGCCCGGCACCUCCCGUGUGCCGGGCGCCGACGCGCACCGGCCCGCUGGCCUCUCCCACCCCCUGGGGUCCCACCACCAGAGCCUCGGGUCAGGGGUCGGCCACGUGGCAGCUCAUCAGCAGCGAAGAAGGCAGCAAGGCAGUCUUCCAGGGUGACGACCGGCCCCCAAAACCAGCUAGGGGUACAGGAUACCACAAACCUACGGCGACAGAAAAGGGGUGGCGGGGGUGCAAGCAGGGCCUGGGCAAGACUGAGACCUGGCGGCUCUGGGCCCCGGGAGGCACCUUGGCCCAGUGGGCGGAACGGGGCCAGGGCAGUGUCGUGUCUCCAGCAGGCGGGAAGGCCGGGGUACCUCCGGAUAUACUCCACGAUGAAGGCGAGCCAGCCCUGGGCGGCGUAGCUGUCCCCGCAGGCGCCCGGCUUGGCUGGCACGUUCUGGUAGAUGUGCAGCUUGGCCAGGUCCUCCUUGCCAGGAAUGGGCAGCGACAGGUCCUGGAACGUCUCUACCGUGGUGGACACCUGUGGGGUCGAAGGUCAGCUUGGAAAGGCAGGGGGCACCAGGCGGAGCCCCCAACCUGGGGGAGGAGCACCGGGGCGCUGAAGGCCGGCGCGUCGCUCGUCCCGCCCCCGGGCACUCACACGGUCACAGGUGGCCACUACAUCGCCUACUGCCAGAACGUCAUCAACGGGCAAUGGUACGAGUUCGAUGACCAGUAUGUCACUGAGGUCCACGAGACGGUGGUGCAGAACGCCGAGGCCUACGUCCUCUUCUACAGGAAGAGCAGCGAGGAGGCUGUGCGGGAGCGGCAGCAGGUGGUAUCCCUGGCCGCCAUGCGGGAGCCCAGCCUGCUGCGGUUCUACGUGUCCCGGGAAUGGCUUAACAAGUUCAACACCUUCGCGGAGCCGGGGCCCAUCACCAACCACACCUUCCUCUGCUCCCACGGAGGCAUCCCGCCCAACAAAUACCACUACAUCGACGACCUGGUAGUGAUCCUGCCCCAGAACGUCUGGGAGCACCUCUACAACAGGUUUGGGGGCGGCCCUGCCGUGAACCAUCUGUACGUGUGCUCCAUCUGCCAGGUGGAGAUAGAGGCACUGGCCAAGCGCAGGCGGAUUGAGAUCGACACCUUCAUUAAGCUCAACAAAGCCUUCCAGGCCGAGGAGUCCCCCAGCGUCAUCUACUGCAUCAGCAUGCAGUGGUUCCGGGAGUGGGAAGCCUUUGUCAAGGGCAAGGACAAUGAGCCCCCCGGGCCCAUUGACAACAGCAGGAUCGCACAGGCCAGGGGAAGCGGCCACAUUCAACUGAAGCAGGGAGCUGACUAUGGGCAGAUUUCGGAGGAGACCUGGGUCUACCUGAACAACCUGUAUGGCGGUGGCCCCGAGAUCGCCAUCCGACAGAGUGUGGCCCAGCUCCAGGACCCAGAGAGCUUACACGGGGAGCAGAAGAUCGAAGCCGAGACCCGGGCCGUGUGACUUGAUGGGCCAGUCUGCCCCUGCCUUCGCCCUCCUCCCGGCAGAGGGCGCGUUUGUACCCCGAAGACGGGCCGGCCACUUUGGAAACCCAGAUGUGUAA
Messenger RNA from Puma concolor (puma), 2746 nucleotides. NCBI's taxonomy places the organism in Eukaryota, Metazoa, Chordata, Mammalia, Carnivora, Felidae. The record is from RefSeq and is a predicted model, not a curated record.